Eremothecium cymbalariae DBVPG#7215 is the source of this 693-nucleotide messenger RNA. RefSeq names its product adenylate kinase ADK1 (gene ADK1). NCBI's taxonomy places the organism in Eukaryota, Fungi, Ascomycota, Saccharomycetes, Saccharomycetales, Saccharomycetaceae. The record is from RefSeq and is a predicted model, not a curated record. The transcript has a single exon. Bases 1 to 693 code for a protein of 230 amino acids. Gene Ontology annotation, biological process: ADP biosynthetic process. Gene Ontology annotation, molecular function: AMP kinase activity; ATP binding. Gene Ontology annotation, cellular component: cytoplasm; mitochondrion.
AUGCUUGUUGAUAGAUCCCAAGAUUUGUCCCAUGUGCCAGAAUCCAUUAGAAUGGUGCUAAUUGGUCCUCCAGGUGCAGGUAAGGGCACACAGGCACCUAAUUUGAAGGAGAAGUUCUGUGUCUGCCACCUGGCUACUGGGGAUAUGUUGCGUUCUCAAGUUGCUAAGAAGACCCAGUUGGGUGUGGAAGCGAAGAAGAUCAUGGACCAAGGUGGUCUGGUGUCUGAUGAAAUCAUGGUGAAUAUGAUUAAAGAGGAACUUCGCAGCAACCCAGAAUGCAAGAACGGGUUCAUUCUGGACGGGUUUCCAAGAACAAUUCCCCAGGCUGAGAAGCUGGAUCAAAUGUUGUCUGAGCAGGGCAAGCCAUUGGAUAAGGCUAUCGAGUUGAAAAUCGAUGACGAGCUUUUAGUUGCUAGAAUCACCGGCAGACUUAUCCAUACAGCCUCUGGAAGAUCCUACCAUACAUUGUUCAACCCACCAAAAGUUCAUAUGGUGGAUGAUGUCACUGGAGAACCAUUAACCCAAAGAUCCGACGACAAUGCGGAGGCCUUGAAGAAGAGGUUGGACGCAUAUCAUGCGCAAACCGAGCCCAUCGUCGAUUUUUAUAAAAAGUCCGGCAUUUGGGCUGGGAUUGAUGCUUCACAACCACCAAAAACUGUCUGGGCCUCUAUAUUGAAGGCUUUGGGCAAAUAG